Messenger RNA from Epinephelus moara (kelp grouper), 2930 nucleotides. It is a transcript of the gene snx33, whose product is annotated as sorting nexin 33. Lineage: Eukaryota; Metazoa; Chordata; Actinopteri; Perciformes; Serranidae. Gene Ontology annotation, biological process: mitotic cell cycle; plasma membrane tubulation; endocytosis. The record is from RefSeq and is a predicted model, not a curated record. The coding region runs from base 913 to 2598 and encodes 561 amino acids. The transcript has 2 exons. Gene Ontology annotation, molecular function: phosphatidylinositol binding; protein binding. Gene Ontology annotation, cellular component: plasma membrane; cytoplasmic vesicle.
UGAUGAAAAAAAGGCGAACUUGCCUCCAAUUGUUGAAGCGUCACGUCAUGGAAAGAGUCACUUUGUUGCAGCGCGCUCAGGAAUAAACCCAAAGAAACAAUACAGAGCUGUGCUGUGUGUUGAUCCUCUGCAGGAGGACACUGUCUGGGUGCUGACUCUGCUUUUAUUUCUCCACUUUCAAGGAUCGACUGAAGAUGCGCAGGAACCUGUUUACAAGGAAAACGCAGCAAGUUUCAGUGUGAGGGAAUGCGGAGCGGGCUCACAAUGCACAGGGAUACCAUUACUCAUCCCUCUGUUUUUCUCCACACCGGACCACUUUGUCUUCAAGAUAUUUGCACCGAGGAUCAUUUCUAGGCUCCGGGAUGAGAAACAAGUGUCCGGUAAAGGAACAAGGCGAAGCUGCAGUCCGGUUUUUGAGGAUUAAAGCCACCGUCGGUGCUUUUGGAGGAGCUCUGUUGUGAAACCAGUUUUGUUUUUGAACCUGUUGUGUUAGGAAAGGAGGAAGCGUCCUUGUGUUAUGAGGAAGUUUGUGUGUUAUAGAGCGUUUAUAGCCUGAAGUUACUGUUAGACUUUUACACAUAUUAGAUAGUAAGACAAUAGAGUGAUAAUCUCAAUGGGCUGAGGAUGCUCGUGGGCACAGGAGGUUUGUUUUAGACUCUUUUGUUGGUGUAAUAGUUUUACGUAACUGUUGACGUCUCCUGUGUUUACCAAGCGUCAGAUCAUUAAAUUUACAUAAGUCAUACUCUGCUGUUGCACACCUGAUCUGACAGCUGCCAUGUAAUUUGAGAUGAGUUUAAAUAUUACAGUGAGCUAGUGUUUCCAACACAGCAUGCAUCAGGACAGCAGCAGCAUCAUCUAGGCACUAUGUGCAUGUAGAAGUUUUCUUGCUUUCGGACCCGCUGGAGUAUCAAGAUGUCAGUGAAAGCCAAAGCGAUCUACACUUUCCUGAGUGAAAACAAAGAAGAGAUCAGCAUCCAGGAGAAUGAGGAACUGGUUAUCUUCGACGAGAAGUCGGUGGAUGGCUGGUUUCAGGGGGAGAACAGCCGAGGGGAGAGGGGUCUCUUCCCUGCGUCCUAUGUGGAGAUUAUUCGCACUCGCUCCAACUCUAAUGUGACUGACUGCUCCAUAAGCCCGGCAGGAUCUUUAGGAAAUGACUCCUCCUACUUCCCUUCAACCCCAAACACCACUCUGCAUUUGCAGCAGAGUUACUAUGACGACGACGAUGAUGACUGGGACGACUGGGACGACAGGUCAACUGUGGUGGACGAUGGUGACCACACUAGGAGCCCAGGAGCCAAUGGACAUGCCCAUCAGAGCCCGCUGUCCAACAACCCCAAUGUGCACUACCGGGCCAAGCCGCACAUGGAGAGACAGGACAGCAUCUCCAGCUCGAGGAAAGGCAGCAUGGUGGGCAGGAACUUGAACAGAUUUUCCAGCUUUGUGCGCUCAGGGGUCGAAGCGUUCGUGUUGGGGGACGUGCCCAUGAUGGCAAAGAUAGCUGAGUCGUACACCAUCGAGAUGGGUCCUGUGGGGCCCGUGUGGAAGGACAACCCACAGCCUUUCUCCUGCUCCAUUGAAGACCCCACAAAACAGACAAAGUUCAAGGGCAUCAAGACGUACAUUUCGUACAGGGUCACGCCGAGCCACACUGGGCGUCCUGUCUACAGACGCUACAAACACUUUGACUGGCUGUACAACCGCUUGCUGCACAAGUUCACUGUGAUCUCUGUGCCUCACCUGCCCGAGAAGCAGGCCACGGGGCGUUUCGAGGAAGACUUCAUCGAGAAACGUAAGAGACGGCUGAUACUGUGGAUGAACCACAUGACCAGUCACCCAGUCCUCUCCCAGUAUGAAGGCUUUGAACACUUUCUGAUGUGCGCUGACGACAAGCAGUGGAAACUGGGCAAGAGACGAGCGGAGAAAGAUGAGAUGGUGGGUGCCCAUUUCAUGCUGACCCUCCAGAUCCCCAAUGAGCACCAGGACCUUCAGGAUGUAGAGGAGCGCGUCGACACCUUCAAGGCUUUCGCUAAGAAGAUGGACGACAGCGUGAUGCAGCUCACGCACGUCGCCUCGGAGCUGGUGCGUAAACACCUGGGUGGGUUCAGGAAGGAGUUCCAGCGGCUGGGGAAUGCCUUCCAGUCCAUCAGCCAGUCGUUCAUGCUGGACCCUCCCCACAGCUCCGAGGCCCUCAACAACGCCAUCUCCCAUACAGGCCGCACCUACGAGAACAUUGGAGAGAUGUUUGCAGAGCAACCUAAGUAUGACCUCUUCCAUAUGCUGGACAAGCUGUCGCUCUACCAAGGCCUGCUGGGCAACUUCCCCGACAUUAUUCAUCUACAGAAAGGUGCCUUUGCCAAGGUGAAGGAGAGCCAGCGGAUGAGUGACGAAGGGAAGAUGGACCAAGACGAGGCAGACGGCAUUAGGAAACGCUGCCGGACGGUUGGGUUUGCCCUCCAGGCAGAGAUGACCCACUUCCAUCAGCAGCGAGAGGUGGACUUCAAAGACAUGAUGCAGGCCUACCUCACCGAGCAGAUAGCCUUUUACCAGCGUGUUGUCCAGCAACUGGAGCGCACCCUGCGCAUGUAUGACUGUCUGUAAGGACGCCGAACUGCUGCCCAGUUCAAGAUGCCAAAAAACACAGGACAGACGGAAAAGGAGUAAUCGAAGUCUUGACUCUUAUCAAGGCGUUUUGUUUGGUUCAGUUUGAAAAGACUUAAAUAAAUGAAACAGUAGUUACUGGAAAGACGUGCAAAGCCGGUCAGUCUUUCACUUUGAUGGAUUCAAAGUUUCCUUUUUUUGUUUUUUUUUAAAAACCUACUGUACCUAUUAUUUCUGAAAUACACAUCACAUAGGCAGUGUCACAGCAUAUUGUUUAUUUUACAUAAUUUAAGGUGUUUGUAACAUUAAAAUAAGAAUAUAGGUUUCAGAUU